Molecule: messenger RNA, 6888 nt
Organism: Diachasmimorpha longicaudata
Lineage: Eukaryota; Metazoa; Arthropoda; Insecta; Hymenoptera; Braconidae
Exons: 5
Coding region: 261-3380 (1039 amino acids)
Molecular function (GO): protein binding
Source: RefSeq, a predicted model, not a curated record
UCCACGAUUGUCUAGCUGUGUUUCAGCUGACACUCAACAGUCUCAACAACUUCCAACUUCUGGAGAAGGAGUUUAUCCCGAGGGGUUGUCCCAGACAGUCAAAAAUUACUUGUUAUUUACCCUUCAUCAAUGGGAAAUUGAUAAUAAAUGGCUCUGGCUGUGGACACGAUCAAAUUAAUUCCACAAAUUGGAUAUUGAGUCUUUUUAUUUCCAAUGCGGAGAAGAUUUAUUGACCUGAAGAACGACAUUCGUCGAUUGCCAUGUCAGAGAGCAGUGAUUCUGAGGAGUUCUUCGAUGCUGAGGAUGACAGCUUUCACAGGAGUACUAGGCGGGGUAAAGUGAAAGAAUCACCAGCAGUUGAAUCACAGGGAGAUGCACCUCCCACUCCAAUUACUCCAUCCAAUGAUACGGUGUUUGUUAAACCCCCGGAUCCAAAACCACCAGUGGAAGCACAGAAUCAUGUCAACGUUAAUUCCACAACAGGAUAUCGCCAGGAUGCUGAGGAUAAGCCCACUCGGCUGGAGAAGAUCGUCAGUCGACGGAAAUUCCGGGAACUGCGUCAACGAAUGGAAACUGAGGAUGACGACAUUCCCAUAAAUAAUUCACCGCCCGACAGUCAAACGUCAUCAAUCGAGGGUGUCUACCCAACACCCUCGAAGACCUCCCAUCCCUUCAGAAUAAUCGAACACGACACUCUCAGCUUACAAAGUAUGACAUCACUUGGUAGAGUUGGAAGAAUCUUAGCAGGUGGUUCUGAUGCUGCAUCUAGUGUUGUACCAUGUGGUGUUCCAGUUUCGAUGUCAAGAGAAGCACAGAUCGCAUCACUAGCAAACGCUCAGUCCAAAGACGAUGAUUCAGCAUCAGGGAAAGUAUCUCAAUCAUCGAGUGUUCUCACAUUGUCCGGAGAUCUUGUCCAGGAGGGAUCAAUCAAUGGCAGAUCAUCAGAAUAUACAAAGGCCGAUCCCAAAGUUAUUCUUCAAGAACCCGAUGUCAUAGCUAGCACAAAAAAUAAUGGAAAGAGUAUUGAGAGUCAGGAGGUGAUACCUGUUGCACCACCGAGAAGAAAAAAAAAGUCGAAACCACAAACACCAACGGAUCUGGCUCCCACCUCUGCAGAGGGAUCGAUGCCGGCCUCGUCACUACCAAGUCCAGCAAGUACAAUUGAAUCGAUAACACGUGAAUUUGAACAUUCAUUGGAUAUAAGAUCAGCUACUAAAGGGCAAUAUGUCGUCAAGCCACAGGCAAGUUUCACCACAAGUAAUUACGUUCUUUACUUCAAGGACGAAAAAAUUCCAGUUCAUUGUGAUACGAUAUCACCCUCCAAAGGAUUUUUAAUGACACACCGACAUGACCGGGACGAGGAUAAAUCGAAAGCAGAAGGACCUUCAUCAGUGGAAUUGGAGAGACUGGAGAAAAUCAAGGCAGAGCUGUUGAGCUUACGAUCGAGCGAUAAAUCAAAUAGUCCUAUUGGAUCGAUAUCGAGUAAUAGCAUUGGUCGUUAUUCACUGGGUCCCCAGAGAUUUCCUGGUAUCAGCCCUCACAACUCAAGGGAGAGACGCAAAUCGGCUGGGGAUCAGGAUAUGGUUAAACAGCUGAAUAUGUUUGUGAGAACUAGAACAGAUUCUGGUAAACGUUUAACUGAUAUGGAAAUUCUGGAACAAGUAACAGUAUUGAAUUUGGAUACGGGUGAACGAGUGCCAUUGAGUAUAGCCGAAGAUAAGCUCCCCCAGUGCAUGAAUCCUCUCUCCCUUCACAUAAUGCGUCUCACUUCGGAGUACGUGAGUAACUCUAGUCUAGAAAAGGAGAAGGAAAGUGACGAGGAGAGUGUGGACAGUAAAAUGUCGUCAAUUCCUCCAGACGAAGAUGUAUCGGUGGGUCGUGUACGUAAGAAGACCCAGAAGUUCAAAAGAUUCCUGGGCUCGACGGUCAAAAAAACAAUGGACAAAGCCAAAUCAAUAGCCCAAGAGGUGUCCCACGCUCGUCACAAGGAAGACGUGAUGGAUAUCGUUGACGACGUUUACCCAGGGGAGCCCCAGGUGAUAAAAUUAAAAGCCUCAAAUUCCCACAAAGGCCCGUACGAAUUUUCAUGCCUACAACACGUCCAGGAUCUUAGUGGUGAACACGUUGGUCCAGUCUGGUGCAUGAAAUUCUCGGCGUGUGGAAGACUUCUGGCAACAGCAGGUCAGGAUCGUGUUCUCAGGAUUUGGGUGCUGCGGGAUGCAUUCACAUAUUUUCAGGACAUGAGGACAAAGUACAAUGCUGAAAAAGUAAGUCCAACACCAUCGCAGGAGUCUCUGGUAUCGCAGCAGUCGAUGGAAGAUCCAAAUGUUGCAGCGAGUGCUCUCAGUGAGAUCGAGGGAACCAAGAGUCCCUUCAUGCCAAAGCCCUUCUGCACGUACUUGGGGCACACGUCAGAUCUGCUGGAUGUAUCCUGGUCGAAGAACUACUUUAUCCUGUCGUCGUCGAUGGAUAAAACCGUGAGACUCUGGCACAUUUCCAGGAAAGAGUGCUUGUGCUGCUUUCAGCACAUUGACUUCGUGACUGCCAUUGUUUUCCAUCCGAAGGACGAUCGGUACUUCCUGUCUGGGUCGUUGGAUGGGAAGCUCAGGCUUUGGAAUAUUCCUGAUAAGAAAGUCGCUGUCUGGAAUGAAGUCGAUGGACAGACGAAGCUUAUUACAGCUGCCAAUUUCUGUCAGAAUGGAAAAUUCGCUGUUGUUGGGUCUUAUGAUGGCAGAUGCAUAUUUUAUAAUACUGAUCAGUUGAAGUAUCACACUCAGAUUGAUGUCAGAUCUACCAGGGGGAAGAAUUCACGGGGGAGGAAAAUCAGUGGGAUUGAACCCAUGCCUGGGGAGGAUAAGAUUUUAGUCACUUCCAAUGACAGUAGAAUACGACUUUAUGAUCUGAGAGAUCUUAAUUUAUCGUGUAAAUAUAAGGGAUAUGAGAAUGUCAGCAGUCAGAUUAAAGCCAGUUUUAGUCCUGAUGGACAGUAUAUUGUUGCUGGAUCGGAAAAUCAGUGUAUUUAUAUUUGGAAGACUCAUCAUGACUAUUCAAAGUUCUCCAGUGUCAGGAGAGAUCGUAAUGAUUUUUGGGAGGGAAUCAAGGCACAUAAUGCUGUUGUAACUUGUGCUGUUUUUGCACCAAAUCCUGAUUCUAUUAUCAGGCAAAUUGAGGCUAGAGAGCAGUGGGAGGGAAGGGAUGAUCCGAAAAAUGGUACUGCCACUGGGGCUAUUGCUAAUCCAGUUGAUCCUGUUGUGGAACAGCGAACAAAGGGAUGUGGUGGACAUGUUUUAGUCAGCGCUGAUUUCAAUGGGUGCAUCAAAGUAUUUUUGAAUAAAACUAAACCAAAACACAGUUCACUACCUGCUUCGGCACUUGCCUAAUUGGGGUAGUUACUGGGGGGUGGUUUUUGACGUUUUGGGGAGGGUAAGGUUACGCGUAGAUCAAUUCUAGGGAAUUCUUUUGAAAAUUGUAAUGGAUUUUUGGGGAACUCACAGUGGAUAUUAUAUUUAGAUGAUUGUAGUUUUUAAAUUUUUUUCUCUGAUUGUUUUUUAUUUACUUUUUAUAGGAGAAGGGAAAGGGGAAAAUCAGAAAAUUUUUCGAUCGAAUUUGUUGUAUAAAAAUGCUUUAGAAAUAUUUUUUUGAAAUAAAAAUUGUUCAUAGAACUGAUUUUAUAAAGAAAACAGAAUUUCAUCUUUUUAUUCAUUAUUAUAUUAAAAAUAUAUUUUUUUAAUUAAUUCGAGUGUAGACAUUUCCAUUCAAAAAUAUAUCGAUAAAAUAAGUUGCAGGGAAAAUUAAAUUUCGUUGAUUUGCGAUCAUAAAAUAUCUUUUAAAAUACAAUCGAUCAAAAACUAUUGCAAAGUUCAAUAGAAAUCCAAUAGAAUUUUGCUAGAGAAUUGACUAGGUUUUUCUACGAAAAAUUUCUGUAUGUGAACAAUGUGUCCAUUGAUCAUUGAUCAUGGUCACUUUUAUUUUUUUAUAUUCAGUUGUGAGAAAUAUUUGUCCUGAGGUGUUUUUUCGUCCUAUGUGAGGUGUUAGAGUGGAAUGUGUUCAGUAGAAAAUUGGGGGGCUUUUGGUGUUGAAUUUUACAAUUCUGUUCUCUUGAUUUUAUCACGAUUAUCAUUGAAAUUUUUCGAAUUCAAUAAAUAGGAAAAACACCAAAAUUUUAUUCACCAAAAUUCAAAUUGAUUGCCAUUUCUUUUAUUCUUUAUAAAAAUUCAAUAGAAUUUCUUCGAGGACGUGUUGUGUUUUUGCAUAAAAAAAUGCCCAAUUUUUCAGAAAAUAAUUGUUCCACAAAUACCUAAUAUAUCGCGUUGUAUCGAUUCCACGCGAUAAAUCAAUAUCAAUAUAAUAUAUUGCAGGUAUAUAUUUGUAGCGCGUUCUUGAAGAAUUCUAUUGAAUAAUUAUUUUAUUGCAUUAUAAAGUUAUUUAAAUCGACAAAAGUAAAUACAAUUUCAAAGAAACUGGAAGAAUUCUCUGUUGGAUUAUUCACUCGUGCAUUAAAUUACUGAAAUAUCUUUGUAAAAAUACUUGUUUACUAAAUAUAUUUGAAAUUGUAAAUAUCCUAUCCUGUACCCAAUCACAAUACCCGCUGAUAAUUAAUAAUCCUCGUUACGUUAUAUUGAUCCAACGUGCUUUCGCAUUCAAUUAAAUUGCGAGCUAUUCUUUGCAGAUCUUUCGGUGAAAUUUUUAAAAAUAAUUCUGUUGGUUCUCUACCGAUUUUUAUUGGAAGUAAUAAAUAAAUUCAGUCCUUUCUGUUUGAUGUUUCAAAAUCAUCUAAACAAAUGAAAAAAAUACUAUCAAAAUCGUUUUGCAACUUUUCUUCAUCAGAAUGAAUCCGUCAAUCAAAAAUCUGCGAUAUUUCCAAUAUAAAUCGGUAAAAAAAUCGGGAAAAUACCGAAUAAAGUGCGAGAUGAAUUCUAUCGGAAGAUUUUACACGAAUAAUUAAUAAAGUGGUAAAAAAAAUUGAUAAAAAAAACUAGGAAUAUUGGAAAUUGGAAUUGUACCAUCCGGUAACUAGGUACCUUCCGUUAACUGAGUUAAAAAUCAGUGAAAUUCCCAAAGAAGGUGAGAAAUGCCUAUUGAAUUGUUCAGGUGCAAUUCAAUGAUCGUAAGAUUAUCCUGAAAUGACUUAUAUCCUAUCCUCUAUCCAAAUAUAAUAACAUCCGAUAAUUGAAAAUUCUCGUUGCGUUGAUCUAAGUCAGUCCUUUCGCAUUAUCUUGCAAUCCUCUUCCCCACUCAGUAAUUAACGCUACCCAGCACAUGGUUAAUCCACCCUUAAUUACCAAAAAAAAAUAUUGAAGUGCAGAAAGAAACUUUUGUUCGAAAGUGUCCACGAAUGUAAACAAAUGUGUAAUAUAUGAGUCAAAAUGGUUUGAUAAUUGACAAUAAGGAUCUCUCAUAAAUCGCAAAAUAGACGUAUGUUCUUUCUUUUGUAAAAUGUCAUAUCGGAAGUCAUUCGAGUGCCUAUUAUUUUCCGGUCACAUCCGAGGGAGUAAUUAUCCCUCGCACGGGGAGAGAAAAAUCCAGUAAAAAUUACCACGCCAUUUGGUAAUCGUCUUGUGUUUCGUUCCGUAAAUACCGUACCGUAGACGUUAUCGGGUACAGAAAAAUUAAUCAACUGUUAUUUAAUUUCGAGGGCUAAAUAAGUUUUGCAGUAAACACUGGACAAAAGUUACUGGGGGGUAGAGAGGGUAAUUUUUCCCGGAGGAUUUACCAAACGGUACAGUAAUUUUUACAGCGUUUUUUGUCACACUUUUUAUUCAAAUUCUGCGAAGAAAUACUGUAACGUGAUUCAAUCAUGGAGAGAUGAAUUUUUAAUGAAUUGUGUAUAUUGUUACACGCGCUAUCUUGUCAAUUAAAUUAAUUGCAUUGGAUAAACAUCCGAUUGCAUAUUGAAAUUGUGUAUUAAUAAAAUGGCUGUCGGAUGCGGUAUGGAAAUUGCGAGAAUCGUAAUCUUAUCCUGAAAUGAAAGAAAUGCUUCUUCGGAAUCGUGUUUUUUUGAAAAAACUUAAUUAACAGAGAGAAAAAAAUGAUAAAAUAGUGCAAAAAUAAUUUUUACAAGGCCUGAACGUGAAUGAAUGCAGACGAUGUGCAGGAGAACCUCUACGGGAUGUUCUGGGAAGGAAUUUAAUCGAUAUUUGAGGAUUUUCUUGUCGAUUUGAAAAUGGUACUUCAUUUGGAAGGGAAACAGUAUUUUUGCAAUAUCACUUUUUCUCUCGGUGAAGAAAAAUCCAGCGCAGACGUCGGGAAAUUCUAUCGAAAUUGUCUGAAAAAAAUUGCAAAUUGUCUGGGGAUUUUUUCAAACAGAAAUCUUUAGUUCAAAAUAUUUGAUAAAGAUAAUUGGUAAAUUUUCGUUAAUAAGAUUUUACCAUAGAAUUCGAGAUUGUCAGAUUUUUAGGAAAUUAAAUGAAUAAAAAAUUUUCUGUGGUUGCGCUGGAUUUUUCUAUUAAUUUUUUUCAUAAGUUUAUGGGAGAAUAAUCUGCUGUCAGUGUAAAUAGGAAAAUUAAUACAGUGUGAAAGAAAUAACUGAGGCGGGGGAUCUAGUUAUAUAAAAAAUUGCAAUAAAAAACAGUAAAGAAAAAGACGAAUAAAUUAUUGAUAUAAAAUUGUGUAAAUGAAUACUGUAAAUAUAUUUUCAAUGGCAUUAGUGAGAUAUGCUUAGCUAUUGUUAAAGAUAAUAUUCACCAUUCCGCAUACGGGAAUGCACAAAUUGUUUUCAACAAAUCCAAGGACAUGAUUAUAGGAAAAUUGAAAAUUUCAUGAGCUCAGUGAACUCAUCCUGAAUGAACCUGUACAAUUUAACGAUGGUAAUAAUGUCUGCAUCAUAUGUUAAAUCAAUAUUAAUUUUUGUUUUGUAUAGGGUAAAAUAUACUGACCAAUAAAAAAGAA